Messenger RNA from Anopheles moucheti, 657 nucleotides. Its product is annotated as kelch-like protein 7. The transcript is spliced from 2 exons. The record is from RefSeq and is a predicted model, not a curated record. Gene Ontology annotation, molecular function: protein binding. Lineage: Eukaryota; Metazoa; Arthropoda; Insecta; Diptera; Culicidae. The coding region runs from base 1 to 657 and encodes 218 amino acids. Gene Ontology annotation, biological process: neurogenesis. Gene Ontology annotation, cellular component: cytosol.
AUGCACGGCAUUGAACAUGAGGAUUGUUUAAAUUCGCGCAUUGAAUGGAUGGUGAACAACAAAUUCUUUUCGGACGUAACGUUUAUUGUUGGCCCGGCAAAGCAACGCAUAUACGGACAUAAGCUGCAUUUGGUGACGGCGUCAAAGUUCUUCUACACGCUGUUAUUUGGGGACAUGGACGAAAUGCAACUCGACGAGAUCGAACUGGAAGAUGAAGAUCCGGAAAUAUUUCUAACGAUCCUGCGUCUUAUUUACGGUGCGAAGGUGGAAAUCAAUUAUGAGAACAUGCGUGAUAUUUACGACCAUAUGAGAAUGUACCGGUUGACAAUAGAGUACUACAAACCGCUGAUCGAUUUUCUAACAGAUCAGAUAGUCGACAAGGAUGCGGCGAUGAAGGUUUUCCGAGAAAAUCAUCACUACAAGUUUCAGCUAGUGGAUGAACUAUGCAUGCCAUAUAUCCAAAGCAAUCCACUGUAUCACUUUAAAACAAUUGAUUUUACCCAGCUUGAGGAGGAAAGAUUGCUUAAGAUUGUUGGCUUGCAACAAAUCAACUGCACUGAAGACCAGCUGCUUUGUGCAAUUGACCGAUGGGAAAACGCAAAUCCCCAGUCGGACACGAAGGAGUUCCGGAAGCUUGGGAUGGCAGUUUUACUAUAA